Pieris macdunnoughi is the source of this 2628-nucleotide messenger RNA. Lineage: Eukaryota; Metazoa; Arthropoda; Insecta; Lepidoptera; Pieridae. The record is from the annotation of a GenBank genome assembly.
AUGAAUCAAGAAAAUAUAAAACCCAUAAACAAAGAUACGGUGCAUAAAAUAUGUUCUGGGCAGGUUGUUCUUAGCUUAGCGGUUGCUGUGAAAGAGCUUUUAGAAAAUUCUCUGGAUGCUGGGGCAACAAAUGUUGAUAUUCGUUUUAAGAACUAUGGUAUAGAUCUUAUAGAAGUUUCUGACAAUGGUACUGGAGUAACUGAAGAUAAUAUGGCUGCAUUAACACUGCAAUAUCAUACUUCAAAGUUAAAUGACUACUCAGAUCUACUUGGAGUUACUAGCUUUGGCUUCAGAGGAGAAGCUUUAAGCUCUCUUUGUUCAUUGGGAAAUCUUACAAUUAUCACUAGACAUCAAACAAGUAGCUAUGCAACUAAAAUACAGUAUGAUAACAAAGGUAAUAUUUUAAGUAAAACACCAUGCUCAAGACAAAUAGGAACUACUGUCACAUUAACAAAUCUGUUUUCCUCUCUACCUGUAAGACAAAAGGAAUUUCAUAAAAAUUCUAAAAGAGAAUUUAAUAAGAUGACUAACUUAUUGUAUGCAUACUGUCUUAUAUCAAAAGGAGUUAAAAUCACAUGCAGUAAUCAGACGCAAUCAAACUCAAAAUCAGUUGUAGUAACAACUACAGGUUCACAAUCAUAUAAAGACAACAUAGCAUCUGUCUUUGGUCAUAAACAAAUUCAGAGUAUACUUGAAAUUAAUACAGAAAUUGUAUCUAACAUCAAAGAAAACAUAUUUAAGGGCUUAUCAGCAGAAGUGAAAGAACAUAAUGAAACAAUUGAAAUAGAUGAUGUUGAAAUUGAUUUAUCUGAAGAUUCUAAUGAUGCUGAUGCAAAUAAAACUCACAAUUGUAAGAGUGAUAGCUUUUCUUUAUCACAAAAAUCACAAGGAUAUAAAAAUAUUCCAAGCCCAGUUGAAUUGGAGGGGUUUAUAUCUUCAUGCGAACAUGGAAGUGGAAGGUCUAGUACAGAUAGACAAUUGUAUUAUGUCAAUUCUAGGCCAUGUGAGCCAACAAAAAUUAUUAAACUAGUCAAUGAAGUAUAUAAACAGUAUAAUUCAAAUCAAUAUCCAUUUGUGUUUCUAAAUAUAAUUAUAGAUAGAGAUGCUGUUGAUGUCAAUGUAACUCCAGAUAAGAGAAAAGUAUUUCUUACUAAGGAAAAGGCCAUUUUGGAUGUUGUAAAGGCAUCUUUAAUAAAACUUUUUGAGAAUAUCCCUAAUACACUAAAAUUAAAUUCCACUUUUAGUGAAGACCAAUCUAAAGUGUUAGUGCCUAAUUUAAGCCAACCUAGAAUCUUUAAUUCCUUUAUGCAACAAUUUAAUAAAAACAAAGAAAUAAUUACUGAUUUGUCUGAAAUAUCUGAAAAGAAUAAAUCCAAUGAUUUAAAAAGAAAAUUACCAACAAAUUUGGACAGUUUUAUAUCAAAAAUAAAGAGAAGUCAUGAAACUGAUGAUAAAAAGAAUGAUCAUGAAAUACCAAUUAAUAAUGAACUUAGCGAAGCAAGUUUAAACAGUAAUUCUCCCAAUGCCACACUAAAACAGGAUAUAGACUAUGUUGAAGCAAUCCCAUCUUCAUUAGAAACAGCAAAUGAUAAUGUACAGGAUUAUAAGAAACAUUCAGAUUUUAUAGAAGUAGUUACUACUAACGGACCCGAAAAUAAAGAUAAUCUAAUAACGAACGAUAUAAUUUAUUUAGAAUCUACAGAAAAAUUACCAGCAACACAAAUUUUAACACUAUCAAAUGUGAUAACAAAAGAUUUGCAUACAAUAUACUGCAAAACAAAAGAUCCCAAUAAGAAAACUUCUACAGAGAAAAUGGAAGAAAUAAAAACUUUUGAUAAUAAAAAAGUGAAAACUGACCACAAUGACUUGGGAAAAACAUCUAGACCAUUUGUUACCUUUAAAACAUCUUUGGAACAGGUUAAAUGCUUAACUGAAAUUUAUAACAAGAAAAGCAAAAAGCAAUUACCCGAAAGAAUAAAAUUUAAUAGCCGCAUUGAUCCCGUGUUUAAUAAAAAAUGUGAAGAAGAAUUAAAUAGGGAAAUAUCUAAACAUUCAUUUAAACAGAUGCAAGUGAUUGGUCAAUUUAAUCUAGGAUUUAUCAUUACCCGCUUAGAUGAUGACCUUUUCAUCAUCGACCAGCAUGCUACCGAUGAGAUUUAUAAUUUUGAGACUUUACAGAAAACUACUGAACUCACAAGUCAAAAAUUGGUUAUCCCUCAACAGCUUGAGCUCACUGGCGUCAAUGAGCAAAUAUUAAUGGAUAAUUUAGACAUAUUUAAAAAAAACGGUUUUACGUUUGAUAUUGAAGAAAACGCUGCUAUAACCAAAAGAGUUAAAUUAUUAACAUUACCAAUGUCUAAGAACUGGAUAUUUGGCAAGGAUGAUAUUGAAGAGCUUUUAUUCAUGCUAAAGGAAUCUCCAUCAGAAUACUGUAGGCCUAGCAGAGUAAGAGCCAUGUUCGCGUCGCGAGCUUGCAGAAAGUCUGUCAUGAUAGGCACAGCUCUUAGCAAGGCGGAUAUGAGACAGUUGGUCGAUCACAUGGCAGAAAUCGACAAGCCCUGGAAUUGUCCGCACGGGAGGCCAACAAUACGCCAUUUGGUUAAUUUGGCUAUGGUGCAUACUUGCUAA